GUUAUGUGAGCUCGUGGAAGAAGCAUGCAGUGAGGAGAACAAAAAAAAAGCUAAAUAGCGGAUCUUUCAAAACGCUCACAGCUUUACGACGGUACCGAACGUCGUAGUUUAUUUUUUGCCCCCGUGUGGAGUUUCCGCUACUCGGUACCGAAAGGGAUGCAUACGUACACCAACGCAGCCAACCAAGAGCAGGAAUGAGAGCGAGAGCGCAGCAGUGAAAGAGCGAGAGAACGAAAGAGAAAGAGAGAGAGUGUGAGCAGAAGUGUGGAGAAGGCGCCCAAACGACGAGCAAAUGAGCGAAAUACAAUGCUCUGUGUGUGCUGGCCACUGUUUCGCUGUGUGUUAUGUUGUUUGGGCCGUGCGCGAUUAUGUACGCGCUCAGCGUAUAGCUGGUGGUGACGACGGCGGCGGCGGCGGUGGCGGCUUGAUGGUGUGAAACUAUGCUGGCGUACAGUGAGAGGAGCGUGCAACGCAUAACCGUGGCUGUGCGUUUGUGUGUGCGUUCGUGCGGUGUGCAAGUAUCGGAGAAAACCAAUCAUAAAUAGUUUAAAAAACACACCGUAAAGAAAAAAUAACAAACCGCCGUGGUUCGUGCAGAACAAAGUGUGGGCAGGUUCGGCGGUACUUUGCCUCGAGCAAUACCGCUACGAAUAGUGCUACCGUUUCACCGGAAGCACACAACGAAAAGCACUUCCGGAAUCGAACGAUGGAAGAACGUUUUUGAGGCUUGCCGACCGAGGAAACAAAUCUUUCUCCUGUGCCUGUAAACCACUGCCGUUCCUGCAUGCUCCACACUGUGCUCUUUGUUCUGUUUGUUAGUUAUCCUUAUCGCAAGCCAGUCGAGCUUGCUGCUUGCUUGCAUUAGGAUCCCAUGCCACCAAUUGCAUUUGUCCAGUGUCGUAGACAGGACAAUCACGCCGAACUCGUUUACACACGCUCACUAACAACAAGCGGGACAGAUCAACGGCAUUAUUGGGCAGCAAAUUUGGUGGCAAAACAUACCACGAGUGAUGAUAGGGCGUCCUCUUUCUUCUGUGUGAAUACGUGGCGGAACGUUGUACGAGAAUUCGUGAAAGUUCAUAAUUUGAUUUGAGCGUUCCUUCUUUCUUCCCGUUUUUCUGUAUGCAAAAACAAAACCGUUCGGGCAAUACACUCUCUGCAAACACGCGACCAAUCCUCCAGGACACGGCAAAAACAAGUAUUGGUCUUCCCGGACCGGAUCGGAAACCUGGCCGUGCUUCAGAGUCGAAGGGCAUGUUUACCACUUUCAUCGGCUUAAUUGAUAUUCAAUCAUGGUGGGAGGUGCCCUGCAUUGCGCACUUUUGUUCGCUGUUUAGUACCACCUUCCAGCUGCCUAAGUUUGAUAUUGAGGAUCUUGAAGAGGCCCUUCUUACCGAUGCCGAUACCGAGGGUGAAGUAGAUCUGAAAGUAUAUACCGCACGCCUGUUGCCGGAACUGAUCGUUGCACUGUUGAAGGGCUGUGACGCGCUUGCACAGAUAGGUGCACACAUCAGCCCAAGUAACUAUCAGAUGUUCCUGAGACGUCUGUUUCGUCAAAAAUGUCAGGAAAAUAAUGUGGAUAAUCCCUUCAAUACCGAUACGGACUUUGAAAAGUUGCCGCUACGAACCAAGAUCCUGAUAUUGAAAUAUCUGUGCGAUUUUCGCCUAGAUUCCGAAGACGUCAAUAUUACGUUUGCGAACUACGAAGCAGAUAGUUUGCGUCUGGAACCAAUAGGCUACGAUCGUAACGGAUCUUCGUACUGGCACUUUUUUGGCACACGUUUGUAUCGAGAAGAUUACGUGAGCGGUGGUAAAUCAAAAUCGGCCAAAUCAUCUGUCUGGCAGGUGAUUUGCUUCACCGAAGAAGAUUGGAGAAAUUUAGCCAACAAGCUCGACAAUUCCAGCAACGCAAAGGAGCGCAAUCUGCACGAUCUGUUGGUGGAAAAUUUUCUACCUUACAUUCCGAAAUUAUUUCGCGAUAAAGAAAGAGAACGUCGCAAUAGGCUUUUUGAACGGCCUAGAUCGACACGGAUAAAACUUUAUCAAGAAGGAAAAAUCCUGCGUCUGCAAGAGCAGCUCCAAAAACAACAACAAGAGAUCAAACGGGAAAGGUCGCCCCUUCCGGAAGUGGUACAGCAACAGACACUUCCACCGGUGCCGGAAAGAGCCCAAUCGCUGUCAGAAGCACGUGCGAAACGAGCCGAACGACGAUCUCGAUCCAAUUCCGUCACAAGUAUAGUUUCGCCAUACGAUAGCUCCCCAGACGAGGCAUCCCUUCUCACGCGUGAUUUUAUUUUUCAGCCAAAAGAAAACGCAUUCCGUAGCAAAGCAAAUAGCCCAUACCUUUAUCGCAGCACCACUAAUUUGAGAGGUUCUACUUCUCCAUCAGUAGGUUCACUGUUGGAGCAGCAAGAAUUGCUGGACCAUUACGGCGGUAGCAACAUACCAAAGGGUACCAGCCCUAUCCGUAGCGUAUCGUCCGCAUCAUCAUCACGAUCAAGCUCGGUUGAUUCUCGUGAUCAGAGUAAUUUUGGUUGCAAUAGUAGCUACGGUCGAUCGGAAGACAGCGAAAGCCAGUACGAUAGCAAACCAACGAUCUAUCACGAUUCGUACUACAUUGUAAGCCGGCGAGAGGAUAGUGAAAGUGUCCAUAGCUUCAGCGAUAUCGAAGCGGAAAACAACAUCAAUAGUGGCAACACAGAUACGAACAACAAACAGCAACUGGUGGAAUCGUCGGAAGUAUCCUCCAUCAUCAAACCAUUGUGUCAGCAGCAAACGAAAGCAGAACGGAAAGAUCGUCCCGUCCGAUUAGUUAGUGCUGAAGUUGAGAAAUUACUACGCUCCAAUCACAACAUGGCGCCGACAGCAACCAAGCUACCUGGUCGUCAGACGAACAAUUCUUUAUCCUCCGUUACUGGUCCCGUCAUAUUACCAUUCGGCGAUGCAGCUGCUAAAGGCACAGCCAGCAACAGUGGCAAGGGAAAUGAUACUGCGCCGGGUACAAACCAGGGCAGGAAAAAGAAAGGCAAAUCUACUAAUGUUAUAACAACCGCUGCUACCUACGCCAACACUAGUUUCACCAAAACAAGCUGUUCCGCUUCCUCAAUUUUCGUAUCAUCAUCUCUUAGCUUUACCGAAACCGAUGAAGUGCUGCAGAUCGGUAUGCACAAGGUGCUUGAAAGCAUCAAGAAUCACGACGAUGCCUGGCCAUUCAUGGAUCCGGUCGAUGAGGACAUUGCACCGAAGUAUUACUCGAUCAUACGAAGGCCUAUGGAUUUGCAAAAGAUGGAAGAAAAGCUAGACAAUGGAGAAUACAUGAUGUUCAGCGAUUUCCAAAACGAUUUUAAGUUGAUCGUCAACAAUUGUCGGCUGUACAAUGGGCAGGCAAAUGAGUAUACGGAAAUGGUAAACAAUUUGCAGAUUGCAUUUGAACGUGCCAGGAAGAAAUAUUUCGACGAAAACUCAUCAGACGAAGAACUUAUGAGUCACGAGUAUCCAGAUGUUAGCCGAGCGAAUGCUGCGUUUAAAGAAAAAAUAUCCUCAAAGGAAAGCAGCAAACCAAUCUCCUCCGACGCGGUGAACGGUAAGAGCGAAAGGCAGCAGGGCAAGUCUGCGAAGGAAGCGGGCAAAGCAGGAGACUACGGAAAAGAGAAAUCAAAGAAAAGUGCUAGUUCUGGCGGCAAUGGCAAUAAUAGUUUAAGUGCAAAGUCUAACACCAGCUCCAAUGCAAACUCCAAAGAUAGUGUUGAUGCAUCAUGCCGGGGGAAUGACAAAGCGGGCAAAGAAUGUAAAACAAAAUCAGUGAAAAGUGGUACGGCUGUGGCAGACAAGAAAGGUGGAAAAAAUGUGUCAGUUGAAAAGAGGCAUCCGGCAACGGUCGGAGCUGGAUCUAAAAAACAUAAAACCAAUAAACAACCAGAAGUGGACUCGGAACCGGAUCCCGAUCCGGAACCGCCGGAAAAGGAUAAAAACGCAUCGCGAGUGAACAAAACUGUAAAACGCAAGCGAAAGGAGAAAGAGAAAACUGAUAAAGUAAAAAACAAGAAACAAAAAACAGAACAAGAUGAUUACAGUGAUAUAGACGUACCGGAGGAUGAGGAAAAUGUGGAUGUGAAAAGUGAAGCAGAACAAGAGUGCAGUGAACCUGAACGGAAACGUUACAAGAAGGAUCAAGUGAUGGAACAUGCGGAACCAUCGAGAAAAUUGCUGGGAGAAGUAGAUAUGAUUACGAAGGGGGACAGUAAGAUGGUUGAAGAUGUGAAGGAAGAAGAGGACUUUCCAGUGUAUGAGAGCAAGAAGAAGGCUGCUAUCAAGGCGUUGCAGGAGAAAGAGAAAAAGAAAAACAGUGCUAAAGUGAAGAAGGAAGAAAAGAAAAUCAACAAACCGUCAAAAGCAGCAAAAGCGAAGGACGUAAAAUGUGAAACGUUUUCCCCAAGUCGGGGCCGAUCGAUGUCCCGUUCGCCCAGUCCAUCGCAGGAUGUUUCAUCGCCCACGAAACAGUCACCCAUUCGAUCAUUAAGUCCAAAGAAAAGGGAAACUGCACGUGAUCUAUCUUCCGAUACCGGCGAUCAUAAUUCGGUGCCAGGCAAAACUGGGUCCAAAAAAGGGAAGGAGAAAAACGGCACCGAAAGCAGUGACGCUCAUCAAAAGCCGCACAAGAAAGCGAGCACCAUGAAGGGGGGUUCAGCAAUUGCGGUGGCGAAAUUGGAUAAGAAGACAAAAAAAUCGGGCACCCUUUCAUCGGGGAAGGGCGGAAAAGGGCGACAAAAGAAGGCGGGAAGUGGAAAACGGAAACCGGUGACCGACCUGGAGGAGGAGUCUGAGUAUGAGGAAAUGUCAGAUGAUCGCAGAGAUUCGAUACAGCUACACACCAAUGGCGAUCGCAUCGAUGUGACCGACAUGAGCGAUUUUGAGGAUAUCGAAGAUACACGCGUGAAGGCACACGAUAACAGCAUCGACGAAUCGGCAACGGACAAACCAUCGGAAAAGGCAAAAAGUAAGAAGAACAAAACGAGCAAGAAAAGUGUCGGAAAAUCUAGUGCUAAUGAGCAUCACCGCGCUAAAAAGAGUGGUAGCAAAAGCAAGGUAAAGGGUAAGGAGAAAAAGCUGGACAAAAAAUCUCACAAGCGCGAUAAAAUCGGUAAAGGUAAGAAAAAGUCCAAAGCUUCCAACAACGAUCACACGAUUGGUGAAGAUCGGGAAACAAUGUCGAGUAUCGGCGAGGACGAAGACGGGAUAGAUUAUGAUCAGAAAACGGAAGAGUUCGGAGAAGUGGAAAAAAGUGCCUCAAAACCCGUAAAGCAAUCGAAGGAUUCGCGUUACCACUCAGCACAGCGAUCAGUGUCAAGGUCUCCAAGCCCAGCUAGAUCAUACUACUCUGACGAUCGCUCGAUCCGAGAUAGUGAGGAAGAGGAUGAUGAUGCUGAACAUGAACGUGGCUCGUCAUCGCACAAGCAAACCGAUGAAUCACUUUCAGCCAAUCGGUCAAUCACACCUGACAUAAAGGAUAAAUUUGAUCUCAUCAAAGAACGGCGCAACAGAGCAGCGGCAGCGGCUGCAGCAGCAGCAGAGGCUAAGGCAUUAGCCAAACAGGCGAAAGCUAAAGGUAAGGACGCCACAGCUACGGCUGGCUCUUCUGGGAAGAAAGGCAAAUCGUCUAAGGGCAGCAGCAACCGCGGUCAAAAGCAACAACGCGAUGCAGAAGAAAGUACCGUUCUCAGUGCAAGUGCCUCAUCGUCCGGCGGUAGCAAACAACAGCAGAAGAAACAGCAACAACAACAUGAUGAAGAAGAUGAAAAAGCUUCCAGCGAGAGCAAAUCAGCCAAAGCUGCGGGAGGUGCCCUAUCAAAAGGCAAGAAAAAUCGAGAUAAAGCAACGGGUAACAGUAGCGAGUCGUCGACAGUUUGGGCCAAACCGAGUGACAAAAAACAUACACGCCCGGGUUCAUCAGCUGACAGCGGUAAAACAGUCGACCGAAGCAACGAAUACGAUUUCGUAGAUGACAGCGUAGCGGCGGACUCAAAAGCGGAUAAAAACCAUACCAAAUCCUCUAAUGCUGCUGGCAAUGCAUCCAAAACGGGAAAGAAACCAACCGUAGCUGUGGGAUCGACCGGACAAAUCGGUACGACAUCUCAAAAACAUCCAAAAUCGAACGCCAAAAUUAUGCCACCGUCUUCAAGUAAGCACUCGAAAACGGCUCCAACUUCGGCAGCAAGCGGUGCUGGUGCAGCAGGCGCCAACAUGGAGGAAUUGGAGUUAGAAACAGAACAAACACUGAAAGACAUAAACAAGUGGCUGGAAAAUACGCCACGUUUUCCCGAGUACAGUUCCGCUAGCAAUUCCCCAUCGCGAUAUAUAAUGGACGAUUUCGACACGGUACCAGUGAAGAUCGAGCCGGCCGAUUUUCGCAAACCGAUUCCUCUAUCUCAGCUGCCCGCGGCAAACGAUGCUUCUGCCGGUCCGUUACGAGGUGCCAGUCCCGGGCUGGCGACGAUGGCAGCCCCACCAAAGGCAUUUUCACCUCGAGCAGCAGCCAAUGCAAAAGAUUCACAAACCACUUCCUCGACCGCUGGCAAACAACCGAGUACGAAGUUGCCUCCACAACCGAAAGAUGGCGCUAAUAAGAGUGAAGCUGGAACCGUAGGAGCUGAUGCCAACCCCGCUACCGCCACCGCAUUGAAAGAUUCUACCAACAGUAACAACGGUGGAUCCAGUGGGGCUGGUUCAUCUGCGGCUAGUGGCAAAGCUGCGGGCUCCACAAGCCACACUAUUUUGGGCCCACCGCCGAUCAUACCACCGCACUCGCAGAAAAAGGAACCCAAAGAACCAAAGCGAAAAUCUUUAAAGGAAAAGCUAUCCCUUGGACUUGGGGUAGGUGGGCGCAAACGUGAUUUGCAUCACCACCGCACGACCAUAGAUCGAUUACAGCCGGGUAAAACGAAGGGCAACCUGAUAGGAACGAUUCAGAAUCUCAACAAACCGGAUGAAUUGUUCCCGCUCGGUGGUAAUGGCGGGCCAGGUGGCAGCAGUGGUGCCGGUAGCAAUCCACUCAACAAGGUGAAGGAGGUGAAGAAUUCGUUGAUCGUGAAAACGGACGAAUCGAAACCGAAGCUUAGUCUCGGUACAGUGCUAAAUACGGAAGGGUUUGGUAUCGUGCAACAGCACAACUUUGCCGAUGACGAGAACGAUCCGGACCGACGAUCACUGGGAUCGAAAGAUGAUGGAGGCGACGAGGAUGAUCCGGUUGCUGCUAUUGGUAGUGGAACAGCAAAGCCCUUGAUGAGCUCGUUGAAGGCCACCGCACUGGUCAAUGUAGGAGGAGGUUCACCAAUAAGUGUACGGGAAGGAGCAUCUGUAUCAAAGAAGGAUGAACCCUCCUCCAGCGGAACGGUAGCGGGAGAGAAAUCAGAAACUAGCAGUGAUCUUGUUGCAGCGGAAGCAAAAAGCACUACGUCGUCAGUUGUGGAGAAAUUGUUCUCGCAGGAGGACGUAAAAUCGGGCAAAGACGAAACAAAUGCUAAGGAUCCACAGUGUAACAAAAGUAAGGAUAAACCAUCUGCAACGCCUAACCUUAACGCUUGGAUUAAGGCAUUUGGUGCUCCCAAAAAGCCGAAAAAAUCCGAUGACACAGAAGAGCCCAGUAAAGGUUCGCCGGUGAACGAGAAAGGCAAGAUCAACGAGAAUACCUCCACGCAAUCGUCCUCGAACGAAUCCUCGUCCGGCAUUGGAAGCCUUCCCACUGUUCCCGGUAGUCUCGAAAGUCCUAGUUAUCCGACACUUCCAACCGUGCCUCGGCAAAGAAAGGCCAGUACAGGGAGCACGGUGAGUGAACGAUCGUCAUACAGCCAAGAUCCGGACAGUCCGCGCAUUGGCAUCGAUGAGCGACUCGGAGCGUAUCCCGCACCAUACCCAAGUCCGAUCGGUGCAUCUCCAAUCAUGACGUCGCCGAAGCUGGAUGAAACGCAGAAGAGUCCCUAUCAUCCACUGAACGGUGCGAUAAAGGUUGGUUUCUAUCAGGACACCACGCAGAAAAGCAGCCCGGAGAAGAGUUGCAGUCCGCGGGAUUUACCGUCGCCGUAUCCGCAGUACUCACAACAUUUGUAUACCUCCAACACAGCUAACGCUUCCGCUAGUACGGCUGGUACGAACAAUAACAUUGGUGGCAAUACCGCAGUAUACGGCAACUACUCAUCGUACGGCGCUUCAACGUCUGCAAUCGGUUCCACGGGUUCAGCCGUUAACCAGAAUAAUCCGUCAUCCGGUGGUGUAACGGAUAGUUUUAAAGGUUAUGGAAAGGAGCUUAAAUCACCGGUCGAUUUCUACGAUCAGUACAAACAGCCAGCUUCGCAGGAAUCGGACUACAACUCUUCUAUGAGUCCCAGUACAAAUCCCAACUCUCCAUAUCAUAACCCGGCCUCAUCACCGUACCAGCAGCAACCGAACUCGCCUUCCUGCUAUCAGCAGCAAACGGCGGCUUCUUCCUCCCCGUACGGACACCAGCCACCAUCGCUUGCUUCGCCGGCGUCUUCGGGUGGUCCACUGUCACCGUACAAUGCAGCAGCCGUUCCACACAGUCCGGCCACGAGUCAAACCACUGCUGCAGGUGUCAGUGGUCACUCGCCGUAUAAUCCCAACCAGGGACAGUCGCCUUAUCACAACAAUCAGGGUCCUUCCGCCUCAACGUCUCCAUCCGCUGCGAGUACGGUGGGAUCUACCGGUCAACCUAAACUGCAGUCCAAACCAAAUACACCGUUACACCAAAGCCCCAACUCACCGUUUUCACAAUCAAACCAAAGUUCGCCCUAUUCGCAGCAGGAUCCCAACUCACCAUACUCUUCCCAGGGUGGCCAACUAUCGCCUUUUCAACCGAUGUCACCUAAACCUCCGGCAGCGUCGGCGGUGAGCAGCGGCAACAGCAGCAACACUAACAACAGUAAUGCAAUCAAGCUGGCACCACCAAUUAUAACACCCCAGCAGGCUGCAGCUGCGGCUGGUGUGAUCCUUCCACCAGAAUCUCCGGUCCACUCUCAAACACAAUCGACACCGCCGACUGGCGUAAGCCAGGCACAAAACUUGACUGGAGGAAAUGGCACUGGCAGCGGGGGUAAUAAUCAAUCAUCAAGCACACCGGGAACAACCAUCCCAUCCGCACCGAUGCAACUAAAUUCGCACCAGUCGCCCUGGGGUGCGCACCAUAAUCAAUACAAUCCGUACUUGAACCAUCCGGGUGAUACGGCCGGAGGGGCGGGAAGUAUGGCAUCAUCGUUGCCUCCAGCGCCGGCACAUAUGCCACCAUCGCAGCAAGGGCACCUGAGCAAUGUACACACGCAUCCAUCACCCGCCCAUUCACAACACCAGCAACAUCAACAACAACACCAACAACAGCAUCAACUACAACAUCAGCAGCAACACCAGCAAGAACAUCACCAGCAACACCAACAAAAUCAUCAGCAGGCCCACGGACAUCAUUUGGCAACGGCACAGCAGCAACAACAAAGUCAUCUCGGCAACCUGUUGAUGGGGUCCAACAACAAUCCAUACACUUCCACUUACGGGCGACCAUAUGAUCUUAAUUCUGCGUCAGCUUCGACGACCUCAGUAGCAGCAGGAUCGGGAACAACAACGACGUCCAACAUCGAUCAUCAUCAUGCGCAACAUCAUCCACAACAUCUGCACCAUCAGCAACAGCAACAUACGGCUGCGCAUCAUCAACAACAACAACAUCCUAGUUUAAGCGGGAUCAGCAACAAGAACAGCCCUAGCACGGCCUCUAUCACCAACUCUUCAAAAGUACCUGAAAUGAUAAAUCUAGGCUAUAGCGAACCAGAAACCAAUAGCACCAAACCUUCGCAGGACGUACCGAUGAACAUGGAAUCCUCAGGUGGUAUGGCCGGCGGUCUUGGUAAGGAGAAAAGUGACGGUACGAAAGACAACAAACACUUGCAACAGCAGCAGCAGCAUCAAACAUUCGAUCACCAUAUGGGUGGUAUGGGAUACGGGAAUCCGAUGGAUAUAUCCCUCAGCAAAUCAAAGGCGUUCGAUAUGUUUAAUCGCACUGCGGCGAUGGGUUUCCCUCGUGGAUUUGGCGCUCCGGGGGUACAUCAGCCAACUUCCGUCGGUAACGCGAGCAGUACGGCCAACAACGCUCCCAGCGGCUAUGAUCAUCGCUCAAUGCAACAAGCGGCCAACAUAAACAAGGCACACGAUAUGAGCGGAGGUGGAACAACAUCAAGCGGGUCUUCUGCGACAUCCGGGUACAACAUGCAACAGCAGCAAUCGGCUGUAGGAAAGUCUAGCGCAGGAAAUCAACACCCAACGGCAGAUCAACCACAUCUUCCAAGGUAUGAUCAGCGCAGUCCGCAACAUUUGCAGCAGCACCAACAACAACAGCAUGGUGGAGCUACUGUGGCUGGUUCUACAUCGCAAGCAAGUAAUACGGCGGAUCUCAGUAGCACCGGUGGAGGUUACAAGCCGUACGGUGCAUCUACAACAUCGGCUACCUCCGCAUCACUGAUGGAUCCAGCAAUACGCAACCUCAGCUCACUAUCAUCGCUCUACAAUCCGGACGAUCGUCUACUAGUCGGUGGUCCGGGUGCAGGUGGUACCACCUCCGGCAGCGCUGGUGGCGGAUUCUACGACAAAGGUAUGCCACCGGCUGCCCACAUGUUUAGCAAAAAUCUGCCCCAACCGUCCCCUGUGUCAUCGUCGGCAGCCACAACGUCGUCGGCUGCUGCGUUGCAACAGAUGUUUAACAACACCAUGGCGGCCACUACGAUGGCCGCGGCGUACAAUUCAAACCGCGAACAGUCUAAUGCUGCGUCCUACGUGCCAUCACCAAACUAUCAUCAUCCGCAGCAACACCACCAGCGCAACGAUAUGAUGAGUGCGGGCAACAUCCAGUCGCAAAAGCUGUCUCACAAUGCCAAUGUACCGCCAACGACGGGCAGCGGUGCAUCCGUUAGUGAACCGGCGCCGGCUCCAGCGAAACCAAAGCGAACAAGAAAAAAGAAAGAUCAAAAUCAGGAACUAAUGGCUCAGCAUCAGCAGCAACAACAGCAAUCGCUACAUCAACAUGCAAUGCAUGCCGCACACCAGCAACAAACGCUCGGUGCUCAUCAAGGAUUCCCACCGUACCCUGGACUGAAACCGCCGAACCCUUCCUCUUCUGGCGGUGGUGGCUCGACCGGAAUGGGUUCGUCGACUGCUGCUCCCGGUACAGUUGGAAAUCCGUCGAGCAGCGGCGCAGAAACGUCCGCGAUAUCUCUGAAAACGACCAACAUAGUUCCUGGCAGUGCGUUUAACUUUGGUCCUGGUCCAACCGGUCUCGGUUUGCCCCCGGGCAGCCUGUACGGGGAUACCUCCGCUAGUACGUACCUGGAAGAUUCGUAUCGCAACCCCCAGAACCCAUACUACCUGCCGCCAAGCCAUCGUGGAACGGCAGCAGCGGGUUCCGGCGGUACCGGUACGGAAGCGGACAAGCUUGGCAAUCCAAUCGGCGCGCAGCCGGCGGCACCGGGUUCAGUGGCUGCCGCCGCCGCAGUUGCAGCGGCUUCUGCUGCUGCCGUGCAUGGUCCACCGCCACCGACCGCUGCAUCCCCGUACCAUCAGUUCCUGGCUUCGCAUCAUGGUACGCGCCCGUAUCAGUUCAUGAACCAGUUUGAUCCACUCCAUCAACAGUACCUGCGACAGGAAGAGCUUCGGGCUCAGAUGAUGAUUAACCAAGGGCUGCUUGGUGCACCGCCUGGUACAACACCAUCCGUUGCGUACGGCCAGCCCGGCUAUCACCAUCCUGCGAUCGGCAUGCACAAACCAUACGACGCGAUGAACAGCAUGAACCGAUCGCCAUUCCUAUAACAUCCGCAACCACCGAUCGGUGCGAACUUAUCGGAUGGACAGCAGUAGGCAACAGAGGUGAAGUUGUUUCAGGAACGCGACGUUACAUCCCCUGCAACGUACAUCACAUCACAAAGCGUUUUCCUUCGUUCUAAGAACGACAAAAAACCCAUAACACGGAAUUGUAGAGCAAUUAUGCUACAGCCCGAAUUCGCAGAGGUUAUACAUUUGCAAAGCUCUUGAUUUUCACAUUCACGUCUUACGUUAAAGUUGCUGUAAGUUGGCGAAUAAUUUGAAACUAAGAAAAGCGGAACUUUCUUCAUAUUGCAAAGAAAGGUACCACUAUACUAUACUCAACGUUUAGGAGGCUGUACUGCACCAUACACCAGCUGCACUGACCGAUAUAUAGUCUCUAUAAGGGAUUUCUUUUUUUAAAUAGUUUGACUUUACUAAUGUGCUGUUUGUGAAAAAUUGUAGAAAGAGUGUAAAUUCAUUAUUUAAGCUCCGUUCCUGUUCCAGGAUGUUAAACCCUGGAAGGGUUAGUUGUUUGUGCCAGAUAUGCGAAGGAGGUAAUAGUUGUCCGAUUCUUAGAGGACAAUUAGUGGGUGCCGUAUGAUGCGAGUAUUUUUUGUUUGUUAUUCCAUGUAAAAGGCUAUAAGUUCAAUCACCUCAAAAACUAAUAGAUUGUGCGUAUAAUCUUCAUUGCUUAUAAAUUCACAUUAUUCAAAGUGUCUUCUCUGUUUCUUGUCUUAAACGACAAUAAUCCAGUAAUAAGUAAUAGCGGUUUAUUGUGGGAAGAAAAAGGGAGCGGCUUAGCAAUUGUUAAAAUGACUAAUUGUUUGCGAUCCAUUCAUCAUUUGUAAAGUUGAGUGUUAUUUAUGAUAUUCCUCUGCCACAGUUUAUAUUUCAUCCGUUUACGUACAAUGAAUUUUCCAUUUGCACUGCUCUAUACGCUGUAAACUAUGCGUAUAGUCAUAUAUCUUAUGCUAACAUUGACCAAGCAAUGGUUUCAGGAAGAAAAUAAUUAAACAGAGCUGUAAACGAAUAAAACCUUCCCUUUGGUUUUAUUAUAUUUCGAUUUUCUAUCAGGGCGAACCUUCUUUUUGCAGAUCAAUAAGGUGACACAUUCCCACAAACACACGAAUUGCGAAUGAAAUACACACUUUGAACAAAAUCACUCAAUAAAACGUAAAACAUGUUUAAACAGUAAACGUAUAUCAUUAUGCUAAACAAAAGGUAAACCAUACUGUUACUAGUGAGAUAACAAGAAAAGUUUAGGUUCCCAACUCUUUGCGCCUUAUUUGGGACAUAAUUUCCAGCAAAAUCGUGCAACCAGAGCGUGAACCAGAAAGCAUACAAACUAACGAAUAGGGAAUUAAUUUAACAAAAAAGCUAAAAAACACACAAAAAAAACCAAGAGAAAAGGAUAGAGAGAGUACUUUAGAUGUUGCAUUAUAAUCAAAAUUUGUCUAAGAGAUCUAUUUAUACACGAGCGUCACAUAGAUGCUAACAGUUUGUAUCUGGAUUCGAAUUGUUUGUUGUGUACGGUUUAGUUCGCUGUGCUUCUGCUCAUCACAUGCAAAAAGAAAAUGUGCUUUUGUAUGCUGGUUGGGUACAGUUAGUUUGAUCAAUCAACAAAUGAUGCAAAACAGUUGUAUAAUCCUUAAAGCGAAUAAAAAGUAAAACAAUGAAACCUAUACAUAUAGUAAUGAUCCUGAAAAAAGGAAACCGAUCACUGUUCUCUCUUUCUUUCUCUCUUUCUGGCUCUCGUUCGGUUAAACCAUUAUUCAUCUGAUAGUAAGGCCAACGGAAAAGGGCUGAUGUAAAUAGACAUUUUUAAAUGCAGCAAGGCAGUAUAAUAAUUUUUUUCUCUCCAAAUGUUAUCAACAACUCACAGGGACACAUUAAACAUUGAACUGGUAUUGCAAAUUUGCGAAUGUUUAGUUGUAUUUAAUCAUGAAUUUUUGCUUUGUAAAUAAACUUAAACCUCACCAGUUCCUUUUCAUACGACCAACAACUUUUUUCUUUGCUAGAAAGGAAAAUUAAUUGUAAAAUCUUCCGUUCCUUCUAUACAUGUUGUAUGUACUGGUGCGUAGACUAAGCAAAGAACUUGUUAAUUUGUAGCGCAAAACGCGUAACGAAGCAUAACACUUUGUCGAACUAGUAGCGUAAAAAGCGUCGUUUGAUUAAACGAAACGUUGCGAAACAUAAACUAUCCGGCGUCGCCGGUAAGAGAUCGGUACGUUUAGGUGUGAAAAAUCAUUUAACAACAGAUUGCGAAGAAAAUGCGUUUUAGUAAUAUGCUAGCCAUCGGAGUAGAUUAGUUAAUACGCGUUUUACCGAUACCCUUCAACGCUCCACAAACCGACCACAGCAGACGUGUUUUGGGCGCAUAUACGACACGAGCACACAAAACUAUUAAUGCACUCACACACCAUUGUUUCAGCAAAAAAUGCCGGCUGACAGUGCAUCUGAAAGCAGCUGUAGUAUAAAGUUAUUGAAGGAUCACAAAACAUAGCAAAACCUGUACGCAAACGGCAUAAGGAACUGUUUUUUCGAGACGUACAUUUGUAGAAUAACCGUGUCGUGUGUAGGGUUAGGUGUAUGCUGUGUGUGCCUGUUGUGUGCAUUUCAUCGCUGUGUUAUGACAAAUUAAUCCAAAACAACAAAACAAAAUGCUGUCUGUUGUACUGCGUGAUAGGCACAAUAGUAAAUGCAGACGCAGAAGUGGAAACGUGUUAACUGAUGAAUAGGGGGGAGAGACGUAUAGGAUUUUUCGUUUUAUAGCAAACGUUGUAUUUAGAGAAGCAAAAACCGACAAAAGAAAAAAAUACUUGUUUGGUUGAAUCUAAAGCUUUUGUUGAACCAUUUCGGUACAGUUUUCUAUUUUGAUGUAGUUUAAAAUGCGAAAUUUAUACAUAUUCGACCUAUAUUAUAUAUGGCAAGCAUAAAGUAGCAUAAACGAGUAUAGAUUAAAAAUCAACCACAAGGCACAGAAUACGUGUACCCGAUGUGUUAAAUAUGUUUCUUCGUUUUUGGGAAAAAAACCCUUGCGUUCUAAUAAUAAUCUUACGCAAAUCGAUUGUAAAGUGUGACAACAACAAAGUAGUGCAAAGAGUAACAAGAACAACAAAAACGAAAAAAAUAAGGAAAAUAAUAAUGUAAAACACACAACAUACGAAAACAAACAACACAAGAAAUAAAAGAAAACAUAGUGAAUUUAAAAGAGGCAAACAUGCAA
Anopheles funestus (African malaria mosquito) is the source of this 15073-nucleotide messenger RNA. RefSeq names its product mucin-19 (gene dikar). The record is from RefSeq and is a predicted model, not a curated record. The coding region runs from base 1123 to 11853 and encodes 3576 amino acids. Gene Ontology annotation, cellular component: CERF complex. NCBI's taxonomy places the organism in Eukaryota, Metazoa, Arthropoda, Insecta, Diptera, Culicidae. Gene Ontology annotation, molecular function: protein binding. Gene Ontology annotation, biological process: chromatin remodeling. The transcript is spliced from 10 exons.